UUGAGAAAAUCCACAGCAGACUGUUUAUUCGAGGAGCUGCAGGGGAUGUAGCGGAGGACCUCUGCUUCGACUUGUCUUAUUCACUCUGCCAAGAAACCUUUCUUACCAAGGGUGACGACAGCUGCAACAUGGACAGCUUUUAUGACCAGCAGGUCCCCUUUGUGGUGCCCGAGAGUAAAUGUCACACAGAGGAGACAGAGAGAGGUCUCGGUGAUAGACGGAGGAAACUCGUGGACACAGAUCUGGCUCAUGACACAGAAGAGCUUUUUCAAGAUCUGAGCCAGCUCCAGGAAAUAUGGAUUGCAGAAGCUCAGGUUCCUGAAGACGAGCAGUUCGUCCCAGAUUUCCAGUCCAGUAACUUGAUGUUUCAUGGACUUCCUGUCAGCAAAGUGAAGCGAGAGCCCAGUCCGUCCAAAGACUUGUCUCCAUGCAGAACACCUCAAGCUGACAUGUGCCUUUACAGUUACAGUGCCUGUAACAGCAAGCCAGGUCCGACCGCAGCCUCCCCGCCUGCAGCAGGUGGUUCCCUCCACCCCGCCGGACCCCCACCUUUACAGAGGCAGCUACAGCCAUCUCCCUCCCACCUGACCGGCCACUGCUCCCCGAGCCCGUCCCACCGCGCCAGCCUCCCGCCGGCCGACCAAAGCCAGCGCUUCGCUCUGCCCCGCCCCCCCAUCAGCUGCUCGGAGCCAUCGUUCAACACAGAACAGAGGUUCCAGAGGCAACUUUCAGACCCCUGCCUGCCCUUCCUGCCGUCAGAGAAACCCACAAACACAGCUUACCACCCGGCGGGCUGCGACGGCCGGCCGCUGUACCAGCGCCACCUGUCAGACCCGCUAGUCCCCCGCGGCCCCCGAGUCUUCAAGCAGGAGCUGGUGGAUCCCCGGUAUCCAGAGGCUGCUCCGGGUUUGCCCCGACCCCAGGCCGCUUUCAACCACGUGACAAUCAAACAAGAGCCCAGAGACUUCGGCUUUGACCCAGAAGUUCAAACCUGUCAGUCAUCUUCAUUUGGAAAAUCCUCAGUUUUGCUGCAGAAAAACAGUGCAGGCUUUGGUCUGGACAGAGACCCUCUCCUGUACUAUGACGACACUUGCGUUGUCCCAGAAAGAAUCGAAGCAGGUAAAGUAAAGCAGGAGGGUUUGCCGUACCAGCGCCGCGGCUCCCUGCAGCUCUGGCAGUUCCUGCUCACGCUGCUGGAAAACCCAGCCAACGGACAUCUGAUCGUGUGGACGGGCCGCAACAUGGAGUUCAAACUGAUUGACCCAGAGGAGGUGGCUCGGCUGUGGGGGAUCCAGAAAAAUCGGCCAGCCAUGAACUACGACAAGCUCAGCCGCUCGCUGCGGUACUACUAUGAAAAGGGCAUCAUGCAGAAGGUAAAGGUGGCGGGAGAAAGGUACGUUUACAAGUUCGUCUGCAGCCCCGAUGCACUUUUCUCCAUGGCAUUCCCUGAAAACCAGAGGCCCAGCCUGAAGGCCGAGCUGGACACCAUCCUGCCCCCCAGCGAGGAGGAGGGCCUCCCCCUGCCAGGAUACGACGAGGAGGGGCCCUUCCUGGUGGAAGGAGCCGAGCAGUGCAUGCAGGGGCUGGCCUUCCCCGACAGCUACUCGUACUGAAACUUCAAUCGCUGAGCAGUGUUUGUAAAUGUUCACACGUUAUCCAUCAAAAAAAGACAUUCCAAGUGUUGUUUUUUUUUUUGUAAAACUGACUCAACCAGAGGCUGAAUAUCAGUGAAGCACUAAGACUGUUAAACUCUCCCUUUGAGAAAAUGCAAGUCUCCAUCCGAAACUUUUGUUGUGCUCAUUUGGAUCGAACGUCAUCUCUUAAUCUCUACUUUUUUUUAGUCGACAGUCUCGUUGUGUGUAACGGCCAUUGCUGCAGUCCUCAUGUUUGUCAACUCUGGGAUCUGUUUUGCAACCAAAAAGUAUCUCAAAGCCAUGACACUCCUUUUAUUAAUUUACUCAUAAUAGCUUUGAGGGACACACUUGUAUUUUCCAGACCUUUGUACCUUGUAAUCUCAAAUAAUCUACUCGGAAAUGUCUGUGCUGUACUUUAUCUUGGAUUCAAAGCUAAUAUUUUUUUGGCUUUAUAUGGAUGUUUUUUCCUAUAACGGUUUAUGACAAAGGUACUGCUUCUAUUUUUGAUCCAGUAAUACUGCCUCUCUGAUGCUAAACACAAGCAUGACCUUUCUUCCAAAAUGGCUCGCGAGUUAAAUGUACUGAACUAGUUUUCUGCAUUUUUGUAUAACGAGUUUGCUUCAGUGUGUAGACAAAGUGUAUAAUUAUUAUAUGGAUAUAUUUUUGCUAAAGGCUAUGUUUGCUUUCUAAUGUAUUGCAUCAGCUCUAAAAAGGAGGAGUGUCAGUCCUGCAGGCAGAAGAUGGACGCAGUGGUAUAUUUUACUAUAUGACGACAUAGUUGUAAAAGACACUGACACUGGUGUGACUUGUACCCUCAGAUACUGUAUGUGUGCCUUCUGUUGAUCUUUACUGAUACAAUAAACUAUUUUAAUCUUUU
This is a messenger RNA of Cololabis saira (Pacific saury), 2511 nucleotides long. RefSeq names its product ETS translocation variant 5-like. Bases 129 to 1613 code for a protein of 494 amino acids. Gene Ontology annotation, molecular function: DNA-binding transcription factor activity, RNA polymerase II-specific; sequence-specific DNA binding. Lineage: Eukaryota; Metazoa; Chordata; Actinopteri; Beloniformes; Belonidae. Gene Ontology annotation, biological process: regulation of transcription by RNA polymerase II; cell differentiation. The record is from RefSeq and is a predicted model, not a curated record. Gene Ontology annotation, cellular component: nucleus. The transcript has 13 exons.